This is a messenger RNA of Athene cunicularia (burrowing owl), 1211 nucleotides long. It is a transcript of the gene GATC, whose product is annotated as glutamyl-tRNA amidotransferase subunit C. Gene Ontology annotation, molecular function: glutaminyl-tRNA synthase (glutamine-hydrolyzing) activity. Gene Ontology annotation, biological process: glutaminyl-tRNAGln biosynthesis via transamidation; mitochondrial translation; regulation of translational fidelity. The record is from RefSeq and is a predicted model, not a curated record. The transcript is spliced from 4 exons. Lineage: Eukaryota; Metazoa; Chordata; Aves; Strigiformes; Strigidae. Gene Ontology annotation, cellular component: mitochondrion; glutamyl-tRNA(Gln) amidotransferase complex. The coding region runs from base 1 to 342 and encodes 113 amino acids.
AUGCGAGGUUUUGCCCAAAAAGUGACAGUGGAGGUACUGGAUCACUUGGAACACCUGGCCUUGGUUGAUUUCCGUGAUUCAGAGGGCGUAGAGCGGCUGCAGAAAGCAAUCCAGUUCGCUGAUCAGCUUCAUGAAGUAAACACCGAUGGGGUAGAACCGAUGGAUUCAGUCCUGGAGGACAGGUGUCUGUAUCUCAGAGAAGAUGAUGUUACAGAAGGCAACUGCACAGAAGAGUUGCUGAAAAAUGCCAGAGAGAAAGUAGAAGAAUACUUUGUAGCUCCACCAGGUAACAUCCCUUUACCAAAGCUAGAAGAACGAGAGACUUUUCUGAAGGGCUCUUAGCAGAAGUCCAGAAACCAAGUGCCAUUUCAGUAUUUUACUUGGGAAAACUUAAGUUUUGUGCAGUCACAGCUGAAAUAGCCUGCCAUGUAUUUUGAUCAGAAGAGCACUUGCAAGAUAAUUUACAGAGGAAGGAAGGUGUAAAAAGUUUAGUAGUACUACUGAAAUAUUCACGCUGGAAGGCAGCAUGACAGAUGACCUUAGUGCUUUUAUUUAGCAAAGUGAAUUUUAUGUUAUUCUUUAAGAUACUGAAUGGCUUAAAGACUUUUUUAACAAAGACCCCGUUAAAAGGUAAUGAUUAAAACCCCCAGACCACUGUGUUUCUCCUCAACAAGUUUGUCAGGAAAACAAGAGGAGUUGGAAGGCUGUAUUUGCCUAUUUCUCAUCUUCAGAUCGACUCUGGCUCUGACCUGCCAGAAGUAACAAAGUCUGAUGUGGAGGAGGAGUCCGUAACAUUGCUGAGUAUCUCUCUGACAUACAGACAGAACUCAGAUUUUCAUUAUGGAAGAAAAGGCACUUUGAGAAGACGAUUCACUCAGAUGUUUUUCUUCUACUGAAUAUUUCCAUUUGAUCUCUGUGCUCCAUGUCUGUAUGGGUUACCUUCUGUUUCCCACUUCAUGUUUUUAUUCUCACAAUACAACUGGAGUUGUACAUAAUUUGAGAAAGUACUUUUCAAGUGCAGAAAUAGCUGCUCUAAAAUAAAAAAUAUUUGCCACAAGUAUUUCUGUCCACCAGCUGUGCACCUAUAGUGGCACCAGCAAUAUUUUCUGGAUUAAACUUUUUCCACUUUGAAAUACUGCAGUUGUUUGCAUAAUUUAAAACAUCUUGUGUGGCUAAGCUUGUUGUAAAUAAAGAAUGUAAUUACUUGUGAA